UUUCUGCGCUGCCCGGACGCGAAUUCUUCCUCUUCCGGUUGGCGUCUGUUCGUGUGGCAGAUUCACAAGGGUCGAAAUGGCAAAGUCAAAGAACCACACAACUCACAACCAGUCUCGUAAAGCCCACAGGAACGGCAUUAAGAAGCCCAGAUCUAAUCGCUAUGAAUCAUUGAAGGGGGUUGACCCCAAGUUCCUGAGAAACAUGCGCUUUGCUAAGAAGCACAACAAGAAGGGCAUGAAGGCGGCGGCACAGAAGGCUGCUCAGAAGCCAUAGGCUCAUAAGCCUCAUUACCUUUCUACACAUUGUUCCACCAUCAAAAUAAAGCAAUGCUUUGAUAAGAAA
Molecule: messenger RNA, 343 nt
Organism: Cololabis saira (Pacific saury)
Lineage: Eukaryota; Metazoa; Chordata; Actinopteri; Beloniformes; Belonidae
Gene: rpl29
Product: ribosomal protein L29
Exons: 4
Coding region: 77-274 (65 amino acids)
Biological process (GO): cytoplasmic translation
Cellular component (GO): cytosolic large ribosomal subunit; ribosome
Molecular function (GO): structural constituent of ribosome
Source: RefSeq, a predicted model, not a curated record